Molecule: messenger RNA, 996 nt
Organism: Heterostelium album PN500
Lineage: Eukaryota; Evosea; Eumycetozoa; Acytosteliales; Acytosteliaceae
Exons: 5
Coding region: 1-996 (331 amino acids)
Cellular component (GO): lysosome
Molecular function (GO): cysteine-type endopeptidase activity
Source: RefSeq, a predicted model, not a curated record
AUGAAAUUAAAUUUAUUUAUUAUAUUAUUUACGAUAUCUUUUGUUGCAGGUCAACUUUCCAGUGAUGAUGUGCAAUAUUUAAUUACCUAUCAUAAUAAUUUGAGAAGUAAUCCAACUCCAUCAGCCUAUCCAACGUUAAGUUUGUUGACCUACGAUUAUGAUAUUGCCAAUGUAAUCCAGACUGAACUUAGUACCUGCAGAGGACAAUGGAGUCAAUUGGUAUAUCAAGGUGUAGCAUCUGAGUGGCAGUAUUGGUGGACUCCAGCUUCAUACUUUACUCUUCCAAUCCAAAUGGAUUAUAUUAACAAACAAGCGGCUAAUUAUGAUUGGAGUAUUAAAGAUUGUAAAGCCGGUACAACUUGUAAACCUUGGCAAUUUAUGGUGUGGUCCCAAACUACUAAAUUCGGUUGUGGAAAAGCUGUAUGUGGUGACUAUACUUAUAUGUCUUGUGCCUAUCAAUCACCAGGUGGAUAUCAAGGUGUUGCUCCAUACACACCAGGUACCCCCCCACCUCCCCCAACUCCACCACCUCCACCUCCCACUCCAAAUCCAAACAGUAUUGAUUGGAGAAAUGGAUAUGUAACUAAAGUUAAGAAUCAAGGUCAAUGUGGUUCAUGUUGGACUUUCGGUUCCAUUGGUGCACUUGAAUCAAGAUUUUUAAUUAAGAAUGGUAACUCUCAACUAAGUACAUUGGAUCUAGCUGAACAAAAUGCUGUAAAUUGUUUACCAUAUGGAUGUAAUGGUGGUUGGUCAUCUAAAGUAUUUACUGACUUCCAAGCUCCUGGAAUUGCUUAUGAAGCUGAAUUACCAUAUAAAGCUGCUGUUGAAUCUUGUAGUUUUACCUCACCACCAGGCACACCAAGAUUCUUUUAUUCAGGCUAUGGAAGAACUCCAGCAGGUGAUAAACAAGCUUUACUUGCUGAACUUAGAAGAGGACCAAUUGCUGUAUCUCUCUGGGUAGAUGAUGCCUUCCAGCGUUACUCUAGUGUUUUCUAA